This is a messenger RNA of Hypomesus transpacificus, 3228 nucleotides long. RefSeq names its product DNA cross-link repair 1A (PSO2 homolog, S. cerevisiae) (gene dclre1a). The transcript is spliced from 9 exons. Gene Ontology annotation, molecular function: 5'-3' DNA exonuclease activity; damaged DNA binding. Bases 398 to 3223 code for a protein of 941 amino acids. The record is from RefSeq and is a predicted model, not a curated record. Lineage: Eukaryota; Metazoa; Chordata; Actinopteri; Osmeriformes; Osmeridae. Gene Ontology annotation, biological process: double-strand break repair via nonhomologous end joining; interstrand cross-link repair; protection from non-homologous end joining at telomere.
UCGUAACACACCGCUACAGAUUGUUGUUAUAAGAUGUUCAUAAUUAAAAAAAUAUACAUAUCAAAUGUGUCGAAUCUACUGAAGUGUUUUGUAACAUUGCACAACAUCACACUGUAUUGUGUGGCGGUAAAUUUCGGUGCCGAACUUUGAGACUCUGCUAAUGUUAUUGGGUUCUAUGAAAUAUGUUUUCAUAGGAACGUGGAAUAUCGGUUUUACGCAUUGUGGUGGAUUGUAAUUUAGACUACACGGAGAUUGUUAACAGGAGACGGGUAAUGCAGCUCCAUGGCAUGUUAGCAGCCAUGAGACGGAAGGUUAAAACACAUCAAACAUUCCUAAUUUUUCCCCACUUUUGAGAUUUUGGAAAUACAGUAGUUUGGUGUCCAUUUCGCAUGUCGAGAUGUCAGAAGUAGACGAUGAAAAUGACAUCUGGGAAUAUAAGCCUCUCCAAAAGAAGAGACGAGAGACUUCUGAACCGUCCAAUGGAACGGUGCCCAAGAGAAGACGUGUCUCCAAACGAAUAAAAAAGGGCGAGAUUAUGGUCAAGAAAACAGGGAAUAAUGCCCUUUCUAAAAGCAGAGGUCCCAACGCAACAGAAACUGAGUGUAUUAGUAAAGACUCCACACGACCUUCAACUGUCACCUCUACACAGUCAAAACAAAUUGAUGUUACCCAACCAUUUGACAACGGUGACGAUGAGGCAUUAACUCCUGGAGAUUUCUGUCCAGUGUGUCAGAUGCCAUUCUCUGUAUUAGUAGUCCAGUCCCAAAGGUGGCAUGUAGCCGAAUGUCUUGAAACCCCAGUGGAUGAGAGCAAAGAAUGCCCAGAUGGAACCCAGUGCUCCUCCACAAUUCCAAGUCACUACAAGAGAUACAACCACACGGUAUUAGCUCACUUUCGAGCAAUAAAUGACCCAGCCUUCGUCAGUCUGUCUCAGGAGAGGACAUCCAGUGAAGUCCCCAGCGGCAACUCUUUGGACCAAGAGAACCAGGGCAACACCAGUUUAGUAUUGGAGUGUUCCCAGAACAGUGCGACAGGGCUCCCCACUCAUGGCUCUCCCUGUAACACAGGCUGUGGAGCCUCGACCCCCUCAAAGCUGACUAACGCUCUUUUGCUGUUGAGGUCACCUGCGCCUGAGGACAUCAGGAAAAAGAAAGGCUGGUCACCAUCUGUCAGAGGGGUCAAGUCUGCCACGUCACAAGAAAGCAAAAUGGAAGAACCGACCCCCAUUGUUCCAGAUAGGGAAAGUCCAGCUAUUGAAGGAGGCUUUGUCAAGGCAAAGCCCUCUCCUUCCAGUGAUGAUGGAAUCUCAUAUUCUCCUCUCUUUGAAUUCCCUACGGAUCAUGAAAUCAGUGGUGGCCAACCAAGAAAAAAUCUGUUUCCAAAUAGUUUGUAUGAAAAUGAGAAUAACGAAUCAAUCAUUCUAUUCAGUAACAAAGCAUCACUUGAUGAUGAGUCUCUGUCAAUUGAUGACGAGCUCUUCUCUGACAUAUCUCAGUUGGAAUCAAACGGUGACACCCAGGUGAUGUCAAUUAGCUCAUUAGCGGAUAGCAAUCACCCUACGUUCACAGCUGCUAAAAAUGGCCUUGCCUCCCCUCUGACACCUGCAGUAGCAAACACUUCAGUUCCCUGUAGCAGAACCAGCCAUAGACUCCAAUCCCCGCAGAGUAUAGUGUUAGAACAGCUCAGAGAACACAUUUCUAGCACAAACAGCAGUCACGCCCUUCACGCCGAAAGUUUAAAUGCAUCUCCAAAAAAAACAGAACAAACUUCAGCAGCGCCAAAGAAAGGGCCUUCGUCUCCUAAGAUCUCUUUAACUCAACUGUCUCAAGCAAGCAUGGCACCCAGGAAGGGGCCGGGCAAGGCGGGACCAUCCUCUGGCCUCAAGCAGACAGACAUUGGGGUGUUUUUUGGGCUCAAACCUCUGAAAGAGCAGGCUGCUGAGAGUGAGCUGCCGGAGCAGAGUUCAGGUCCAGGGUGUGCUGUGGCUUCCAGAGGGAGAAGGGCGCAUGGAGGACGGCAGAGGAGGAGCAGGGGGGCCAGCGCUGAUGUGGUUCUAAAGGUGGAAGAGGUCCCAGACGAUGACGGUACCCAGAAAACUCAGGGAGGAGGAGGAAGAAGGGGAUGGGGAGGAGGCAGGGGGUGGAGGAACAGGGGGAAAGCAGAUGGAGGGGCAGAGGAACCCAGGCGAUGUCCUUUCUAUAAAAAGAUUCCAGGGACCAAGUUUGUUGUGGACGCUUUCCUGUACGGGGUGAUAGACGGCAUCACUGCAUACUUCCUCACCCACUUUCAUUCCGACCAUUACGGAGGUCUGAGGAAGAACUCCACGUUUCCCAUCUACUGCAACAAGAUCACAGGGAACCUGGUGAAGAGCAAGCUGAAGGUGGAGGAGCGGUAUGUUCACAUCCUGCCCAUGAACACCGAGGUCACAGUGGAUGGAGUCAAGGUCAUUCUGCUGGAAGCCAACCACUGUCCGGGCGCUGCCAUGCUGCUCCUGCGGCUGCCAGACGGCCAGACCGUCCUCCACGUGGGAGACUUCCGAGCCGACCCCUCCAUGGAGCACUACCCUCCGCUGCAAAGCUGCAGGGUCCAGACCCUCUACCUGGACACGACGUACUGCAGUCCUGAAUACACCUUCCCCAGUCAGCAGGAGGCCAUCAGCUUUGCAGCCAGCACAGCCUUUGAGCACGUCACUCUCAACCCCCGCACCCUCAUAGUCUGUGGCUCCUACUCCGUGGGGAAAGAGAAAGUCUUUCUGGCUCUGGCAGAGGUUCUGGGGUCUAAAGUGAGCAUGUCCCGGGACAAGUUCAACACCAUGUGCUGCCUGGAGUCGAAGCACAUUACACAACUCAUCACCACAGACUGGAGGGCCGCCCAAGUCCAUGUGCUACCCAUGAUGCAACUCAAGUUCAAGAACCUCCAGGCUCACCUGGGCAGGUUUGCGGGGCAGUAUGACCAGCUUGUAGCCUUCAAGCCCACCGGAUGGACCUUCAGCCAGAAGGUGGAUGUGGUGCAAGACAUCCAGCCCUACACCAGCAGCAACAUCUCCAUCUACGGUAUCCCCUACAGCGAGCACAGCAGCUUCUCGGAGAUGAAGCGCUUCGUGCAGUGGCUGCGACCCCUCAAGAUCAUCCCCACGGUCAACGUGGGCAGCAGAGAAAGCCGGAAGGCCAUGGACACGUUUUUCAGCGAGUGGCUGGCGGAGGCGAAGGCAAAAGCAAUAUGAAUCCA